UGAAGACGAUCCUCAUCAUGUUGUUUGUAACGGUAUCUGCCAUUGUUUCUAAUAAGACAGUGAUCUUGUGUGUGGCUGUGAUGGUCUACCUGUGCGUUUGGGCUUUUGUGUGUGUGUGUGUGUGUGUGAGUAUGUGUGUGCGUGUGUAUUUGUUAAUUUUCUGCCACUGGUUUAAAUUGGUCCCCAUGCAGGCAAUUAUUUUACUGCACAGAGUCUAGCGCUCAUUAUUUGAUGGGGAGAGGUGAGGCUUAUUCACUUGGCUCUGCCUGUAACCAUACUAUCCAAUCAGUAAGUCUGUUUUCCUGAACUCUCUUUCCACCCACUAUAUGUCACAAGGUGAGAUGUAAACUGCAGUACAAUAAGGGACAAAGCCAAGGCUUAGAUUCUCAGACCAGAGAAGAUUCAGAAAGUAAAUCGGCUAAUAAAAGAAUGGCUGAAGGUGGGAGUUUCACUGCAAUGCUCCUUCAUGGUUUUGGAGAAGAGAGUGUACUAGAGUCUUUGGCUACAGAGAGCAGGGGAUCUUUCAACUCUACAGUCUCAACCUCUGACCUCAAUCGUCUACACAUGACUAGCAUCGAUAGGACUGUGGUCUGUGCUGGCUGUGGAGAGCGUGUCUAUGAUCGUUACUUCCUAUUGGCUUUGGACAAACAGUGGCAUUCAGGGUGUCUGCGCUGUAGCCUGUGCCAGUCCACCCUAGAUUCACAUCUUUCCUGUUUUUGUAAAGAUGGUACAAUUUACUGCAAGGAGGAUUAUUACAGGCAGUUUUGUGUGGAAAGAUGUGCGCACUGUGGACUGGGAAUCCCUUCUUCUGAGCUUGUGAUGCGUGUUAGAGACUAUGUUUUCCACUUGCGUUGUUUCAACUGCCAGUCCUGUGGAAGUGCUCUUCAGACCGGAGACCUUUUUACAAUGCAGGGUUGUAGUCUUUUGUGUCAGAGACACUGCAGCUCUGCUCUCAGCCCCACAGAACACCCUCCCAAACCCAGGCUACGGAAGCGCAAGACUGUUAAUUUGGACAAUGAGCAGAGGAGUCAAGUGGACCUGGUUCAGCAAGAGGAUUUUUUGGGUUGCAGAGAACCUCAUCUGACUAACCAUCAAGGCGAAGGACUAGGAACCAAGACCAAGAGAAUCAGGACAUGUUUCAAAAAUCACCAACUGCGCACUAUGGAGUCCUACUUUGCAGUGAAACACAACCCAGAUGGAAAGGACUGGGAACAACUGGCAAAGAAGACAGGUUUACCUAAAAGGGUUCUACAGGUUUGGUUUCAGAAUGCUCGGGCUAAACUGCGCAAGACGAUGUCCUCUGAAGACCCAUCAGAAGGUGAAGGUUCAGUAACGUCAACAACCAGCACGAUCGAUCCUUCUCAGAUCUCCUUCACUUCGACUUCUCCUCGGGAUACUUCUCCAGUCUUGGAAUCGAUGGGACAGCCUGUCAGAAUGUCCAGUCCUUUUCUUUCAUUUCCAGAAUUUGCCAGCACCUAUUUAACCCAGUCUACACCAAUCAUGACUCCAAUUUUUCUGAACUUUGACCUUGGAGAGUCAACUCCCAGUAAUAUAGAUGACUCUGGGCCUGCAAGUUUUUUCUAGGUGAAAAUUACUUUUUAAAAUUAAUAUUUUAAAAUUUGUUAAUAUAAAAUAUAUUUUGCACUAUUGAAUUAACUGUUAAGAUUAUAUAGAACUAUGCAACAUUGAGAAUUUUCUUUCAUCCUUUAAACUUCAAAAAUAUACAAAAGAAGAUGCCACACUCUUGAGUUAUUUGAUUAUAAAAGACAGUUAACCCAAAAUCCAGCUUCUGCAUACACUUGUUGGUUAAAAUUUUAAUGAUUCCAUUUGUUUAGUGCCAGAAGUAUGGGGUGAAAUAAAAACUGACCAGGUGCUGUUAUACCUGAGAUCUCUGAAGAUCACAACCAUGCCGUGCUUUUAUGUAAGCCUGUAUAUUACUGCCUUGAUUAAUUUAAAUAAAAUCCAAAUUGGUUAUCCAACAAACUGACCAUAACUCUAAAUGGGGUCAGUUGAUUAAAAAAUGGAUGGUCAUGAACAGUAGUCGAUAAAAAGCCAGCAUAUCUAGUGCAAUAUACUGUGUAGUGGAACUGAAAGCACGUCCCUGUAAAAUGUGAGUUGACAUAUGAACAGUUACAUUAAAAAGUUUAAUUUGAGGGUUUUGCCUCAAUUUGAUGAAUCAAGCAGUGCAAUACAUUUCU
Messenger RNA from Erpetoichthys calabaricus (reedfish), 2198 nucleotides. Its product is annotated as LIM/homeobox protein Lhx2-like. NCBI's taxonomy places the organism in Eukaryota, Metazoa, Chordata, Cladistia, Polypteriformes, Polypteridae. The transcript is spliced from 6 exons. The record is from RefSeq and is a predicted model, not a curated record. The coding region runs from base 430 to 1584 and encodes 384 amino acids. Gene Ontology annotation, cellular component: nucleus. Gene Ontology annotation, molecular function: RNA polymerase II transcription regulatory region sequence-specific DNA binding; DNA-binding transcription factor activity, RNA polymerase II-specific. Gene Ontology annotation, biological process: neuron differentiation; regulation of transcription by RNA polymerase II.